AUGGGAAUAUAUGUUGGAUAUGAAUCUCUGUCUAUUAUAAAGUACCUUGAACCAACAACAGGAGAUUUAUUCACUGCUCGUUUUGCUGAUUGUCAUUUUGAUGAAUCAAAUUUUCCAGCAUUAGGGGGAGAGAAUAAGAAGCUGGAAAAAGAUAUCAGUUGGAAUGAAUUAUCAUUAUCUCAUCUUGAUCCUCGAACAAAACAAUGUGAACUAGAAGUUCAAAAGAUAAUUCACCUGCAAAACUUAGAAAAUCAAUUGCCAAAUGCGUUCACUGAUCCAAAAGGUGUGACUAAGUCAUAUAUACCAGCUGCAAAUGCUCCAAUAAAAAUUGAUAUCCCUGUUGGACAAUCUAAUGAGUCUCAACCACGCCCAAAGCGUGGUAGACCAAUCGGUUCCAAAGAUAAAAAUCCUCGAACAAGAAAGGGAGCUAAGAAUAAAGGUGACCCAAAUGAGCAUAUAGAAAAUCUAAAAGAAUACUCAGACAUAAUAGACAUUUCAUCUCUAGAAGAGAUUGAUCAGGUACCUGAAACUCAUGAAAAUAAAGAGAUCUCGAUAAAUUAUGUCCAAAAUGGAAUACAAUGGAAUUGA
Messenger RNA from Vicia villosa (hairy vetch), 588 nucleotides. RefSeq lists its product as uncharacterized. The record is from RefSeq and is a predicted model, not a curated record. The transcript has a single exon. Lineage: Eukaryota; Viridiplantae; Streptophyta; Magnoliopsida; Fabales; Fabaceae. Bases 1 to 588 code for a protein of 195 amino acids.